UACCCUACUCAAAAAGUUGCUACUCAUUUAUAUUAUCAUCAUAUUCUCUCCGCUUUACAUUUCCAUUCCUAUCUCCAUCGAAGUUAACGAGAGCUCGCAUCGUUUUGCUCUUGUCUUCUCUGUUGAGUUUUGAUCGAAAAUUCUCGAAGAUGAGCUCACAGAUUUGCAGAUCUGUUGCUUCGCGAGCUGCCAGGUCUAUUCUCUCUGCUUACUCCAAGCAGAGCUCUCGUUCCAUUUCCGGAGGGCGAGCAGCUGCUGCUGCUGCUACUGUUUCUCUCAGAGGAGUUGUGCCUUCUCUAGCUGCCUACGGUAGGGAAGAGUCUGCAAAUGCCUCUAGAGCUUGGAUUUCUGGUCUCUUUGCUCUUCCUGCGGCAGCUUACAUGCUCCAGGAGCAAGAAGCAUGUGCUGCUGAGAUGGAGCGCACCUUUAUAGCAAUCAAGCCUGAUGGAGUGCAGAGGGGCCUGAUUGCAGAGAUAAUAUCCCGUUUUGAGCGCAAGGGUUUCAAACUUGUUGGAAUAAAAAUUUUGGUACCUUCCAAGGACUUUGCCCAGAAGCAUUAUCAUGAUCUCAAGGAAAGACCUUUCUUCAAUGGUUUAUGCGACUUCCUUAGCUCUGGCCCUGUUAUUGGAAUGGUUUGGGAAGGUGAAGGUGUGAUAAAAUAUGGUCGUAAGCUUAUUGGAGCCACAGAUCCACAAAAAUCUGAACCCGGAACUAUCAGAGGUGACUUAGCCGUUGUAGUUGGAAGGAAUAUCAUCCAUGGUAGCGAUGGCCCUGAGACUGCAAAGGAUGAAAUCGCCCUAUGGUUCAAACCAGAAGAGUUGGUAAAUUACACGAAUAAUGCAGAGAAGUGGAUAUAUGGUGAUAACUGACCAACACAUUUUCUUUAACUAGAGCAGCAAACAAUUCACAUUCACUUCCAAAAUUACUAUAAAGAGUGGAAGACGCAUAAUUAUCAAAAUAAUAUGUUUCGUUAAGUUGGGGAAGAACAUUUCUCCCUUCAAACUAUUAUUUACUUAUUGUUUGGAACUAUGUCAUCCUUCCAAUAAUACAUAUAUGUCAUCCUUCCAGCCCAGUCGACUGCAUUCUUAUUGGGUAAAUAAAUUGGUUUGGUUUUGGGUA
Ipomoea nil (Japanese morning glory) is the source of this 1119-nucleotide messenger RNA. RefSeq names its product nucleoside diphosphate kinase 3-like. Gene Ontology annotation, biological process: UTP biosynthetic process; GTP biosynthetic process; CTP biosynthetic process. The transcript has 7 exons. The record is from RefSeq and is a predicted model, not a curated record. Gene Ontology annotation, molecular function: nucleoside diphosphate kinase activity. The coding region runs from base 150 to 869 and encodes 239 amino acids. Lineage: Eukaryota; Viridiplantae; Streptophyta; Magnoliopsida; Solanales; Convolvulaceae.